CGCGCACCCGGAGUCGUAUUCGAUGUAGUAAAGGAUCUAGCCCAUUACUUCACGCGUUGCCUACCGACGUCAGCGUUCUGGCGCAGGUCAACCGUCCGCUCUCGAAUUUGCUUCUGCUGGCAGAGGCGUUCCAUCAGCCGGUUCUACGGUCUCGCAUCCUUGUGGACCAAGUUUUCAACAUGCCAGCACUUCCGGAGACAUUGGUGUCAGGGGCGGGCGUUGCGUUGGAGCACUUGGAGGCCGCGAUCUCACUGGCCGAGCGUGAGGUGGCUGGUUCCCUCUCGAAUCUCGUACGACGGAUAAACCUACCAGUCAAUUCGACGAGUCCGCCAGGCCUGAUAGAGGCCAACACGCGAGAUCCCUGGAACAAGAGCGGCAAAUAUGCAUUGGCCUACGUCUAUUUCUGCUUACCACUGCUGGUUGUCGCUGGCCUCAUGCGGUACUACCAUCUGUUCACGGACAAGAUACGGACCGCUCUCCACCAAGAAGAGGUACUGAAAACCGCGAAGAUCGCCUCCCCCGACUCCGACUACGAGAUGUCAGUUUUGUAUACUGACAAGUCAACCGUGAAGUUCUUUCCACGCGAGGGGCCACUUCCUUCCCCUCCAAAGUCGCAAUCCAGUGUUUCGUCACUCGGGUUCAUCAACAAGACCGUGGCCUGCUUUCGCUUCAUCUUCUACCGCCCGAUUCGAGAGAUCCAGAUCCGGAAAGGAUGGAGACCGCUGGUGUUUCCAUCGCUUGCUGCCUGCGUUAUCGUAACUGGUGCUCUGGCUUUGGGAAUCUGCUACACGUUCAUUCCACAGCCACUUUUUUGGAAGAGCAUCGCUUUUGGAUCACCGCCCGUGGCGAUCCGAUCCGGCAUGAUGGCGGUUGCUCUGAUGCCUUGGAUUGUUGGACUAUCGAUGAAAGCAAACAUCAUCACCCUAAUCACCGGGAUUGGCCACGAGCGACUGAAUGUGCUGCAUCGGUGGGCAGCAUACUUGUGUCUGCUUCUUAGCAUCAUCCACACCGUGCCUUUCUACAUCACACCAAUCUGGGAGAAAGGAGCUCGACAUGCGUUCGAGUCAUUUUUCAAGCAGGAUGGAUUCUACGCCUACGGCACUGGCGUUGCGGCGCUAGUGCCGCUCUGUUUCCUUUGCGUUCACUCCCUCGAGCCAUUGCGCCAUUGGAUGUACGAACUGUUCGUCUCCCUCCAUGUACCUGUCGCCAUCGUCUUCCUCGGGAUGGUGUUCUGGCACUGCCACAACUACCUCACAUCCUGGAACUACCUCUUCGCUACUCUAGGCAUUUGGGUCAUGUCAUACUUCAUGCGGGUCUUCUACCUCAACUGGGCCAAUCCAUUCAAGAUGUCAUGGCUAAUCGGAGACGAAGCGGCCGUUACCCUCAUGCCGGAGAACGCGAUCAAGAUCACCAUACCUACCCAGAUGAAAUGGAGACCUGGCCAAUACGUCUAUCUCCGAAUGCCGGGCAUCUCGGUGUUCGAGAACCAUCCAUUCACGAUCGCUUCCUUGUGCGACGACGACUUCCCUUCUGAAUACGGCGAGGGCUACCGAGACAUGGUCUUGGUCUUUCGCCCCUUUGGAGGCUUUACCAACAAAGUACUGCGUAGCGCACUCGAGCAUGGUCCGUGGCACACCUAUCGCGCGUUUAUUGACGGGCCUUAUGGCGGCAUGCAACGACGUCUGGAAGCUUUCGAUGAUGUCGUGUUGAUUGCUGGCGGCAGUGGCAUUACCGCGAUUGUCUCGCAACUACUCUCGUUGAUCAAGAAGAUGCGCGAUGGAAAGGCGGUCACGCGAAAAGUGCACGUCAUCUGGGCACUGAAGCGUCCCGAGACACUAGAGUGGUUCAAAGAAGAGCUUAGGAUUUGUCGCGAAUUUGCGCCCCCAGAGGCAGUAGAAUGCCAGUUCUACAUCACAACCGCGAAGCGUAAUGCUGGCGGGACCCUCGUCAGCGCAAAGACACCUACACGACCUGUGUCGAUGUUCUUCCACGACAAGGUCAAUGAUGCUUUCCAGAAUAUCGCCGAUCACCGCGUUUCGGGUAUCUCGUCGAAGCGCCACUCGGCACUCAUCCGCGACGAGGCGCAAGGUGACGCGGAAAAAGAAAAGGAGCUUCGCGCCGAAAACGAAGACAGCAUCACCGCACUCCCGCAAGGGCGAAUGGUUCCUGUGAGCCGCACAGGGUCCCAUCUUAGCGUGCCUCAGUACAACCCGUCGAAUCCAGACCUCAUCACCUCUGUGCCGCAGCCCAUCGUCGCCCGCCGUCAGGACCGCAACCUCUCCCUCGACAUUAGCACAGCGCUUCACUCGCAUCCGGACGCAAGCGUCUACCAGCACAACAUCGCAUCUCCCACGGCUGCGCACUCGGCACAGGGCUUCGACUUUGGAUUCCCAUCUACUCCCACGGAGUUCCAGAAGAAUCUGAUGCGAUUCGCCUUUUUGCCAGCUGCGGUCAAGAAGAAGGACGGGUGGUCAACCGAGUACGGGCGGCCAGACCUAAAGUUCCUGCUCCGGGAAAUGGGACGCAACUUUGGACGAAGAACAUGCGUGUUCGUAUGUGGACCCCCAGGAAUGCGCACAGCUGUCAGCGAGACGGUCGCAGAUUUGCAGAGGAGCGUCUGGAGCGGCAAUUCAAGGGACGAGAUUUUUCUGCAUGCCGAGAACUACGCGCUAUGAUUGGGCGCUUUAGCAUGCCUGUCCUGUUUUUCUUUACGGUCUUUGGGAAUUGUGCAUAGCGGGAGGAUUGGACGUUUAUACCCCUUUUUCUUUUCCCGGUCGAUAUCCAUGAGUGG
Messenger RNA from Paraphaeosphaeria sporulosa, 2791 nucleotides. Its product is annotated as metalloreductase-like protein transmembrane component. Gene Ontology annotation, cellular component: plasma membrane. The coding region runs from base 180 to 2675 and encodes 831 amino acids. Lineage: Eukaryota; Fungi; Ascomycota; Dothideomycetes; Pleosporales; Didymosphaeriaceae. Gene Ontology annotation, biological process: copper ion import; iron ion transport; intracellular iron ion homeostasis. The record is from RefSeq and is a predicted model, not a curated record. The transcript has a single exon. Gene Ontology annotation, molecular function: ferric-chelate reductase activity.